Molecule: messenger RNA, 559 nt
Organism: Chenopodium quinoa (quinoa)
Lineage: Eukaryota; Viridiplantae; Streptophyta; Magnoliopsida; Caryophyllales; Amaranthaceae
Product: histone H4
Exons: 1
Coding region: 101-412 (103 amino acids)
Biological process (GO): nucleosome assembly
Cellular component (GO): nucleosome
Molecular function (GO): DNA binding; protein heterodimerization activity; structural constituent of chromatin
Source: RefSeq, a predicted model, not a curated record
CACUUCAUUUCCCCAUUUCAACACUAUCAAUUUCCCUUCAUUUUCUCUCUCCUCUGAAUCUUUCAAUCUUCUUCAUCUUCAACCUCCGCAACGCUCAACAAUGUCGGGCCGAGGAAAGGGAGGCAAAGGGCUAGGAAAGGGCGGUGCAAAGCGUCACAGAAAGGUGCUUCGUGAUAACAUUCAAGGUAUCACUAAGCCUGCUAUUCGUCGUUUGGCUCGAAGAGGUGGUGUGAAGCGUAUUAGUGGUCUUAUCUAUGAGGAAACUCGCGGUGUUCUCAAGAUCUUUCUAGAGAAUGUGAUUCGUGAUGCUGUUACUUACACUGAGCAUGCGAGGAGGAAGACUGUUACUGCUAUGGAUGUUGUUUAUGCUCUUAAGAGGCAAGGUCGUACUCUCUACGGUUUCGGAGGUUAGGGAUAGGGUUUAGGUUUGGUUGAUUUUGGGGAUUAGUUUUUAGAGUUAAAUUGAUGAUAAUUAGGGUUUAAUGUUGAUGUAAAUGUUUUGGUGGUAUUGUCACUAUUUUUGGGUUAAUGAAUGAAAUUGUGGUUUUAGUUUCUAUCA